Messenger RNA from Chlamydomonas reinhardtii, 2215 nucleotides. RefSeq lists its product as uncharacterized. The transcript has 7 exons. Lineage: Eukaryota; Viridiplantae; Chlorophyta; Chlorophyceae; Chlamydomonadales; Chlamydomonadaceae. The record is from RefSeq and is a predicted model, not a curated record. The coding region runs from base 279 to 1136 and encodes 285 amino acids.
ACAUAAACACCACUGCAGGGUAUUUGCAUAAGCAUUCGUGAAGGCACAGUCAACAGUGCGUUUGUUUCAGGGAUACCAAUUUCACUCGACUUCUCACUGAAGCAGCGCCCUUUCCCUGCGCCCAGUAAGCUAAUUGAUAAGAGCGAUAAUACCUGCAAAUUCAAUCAGAUUAGCCGCUGCAUAAACGUGCUAGAUUUUGAGCGCAACGUUUUUGCCGUUUGCUGAGUCUGCAUAAGCGCGCAAGCCAGGGCGCGCUUCGAGCGCAGUCGCUAGCAGUCAUGAUGCCGGGAGGGCGCCAGUUUGCAGCGCUGGUUCAGGCGUGGCGUGGGCCCGUGCUACCGCGACUACCGCCAGCGCCUGGGCAGCAGCAGGGGCCUGGCUCCCGAACUUUCUGUGUGACAGCCGCUCACGCGCACAUCGGGCCCGUGCUCCAAGUGCUUGCCAAGGGCGGUGCGCGUCUAGGCGGCUCUGCUGUCUUGUUCGCUGGCGCGGCCUUUGCUCUGGCCCAGAGCAAUCGGGCAACCGACAGCGAGGGGGACGGUGACCUGUCUAGUGACCGCAUCCCAUGGGUCCGCGAACUGGCUGAGGAGGAGGGCGUUGAGGAGGUGCUGAGCCCGGGCCAGCAGCUGCGGCGGCACCCGGUGGGCAAGCUGGUGGUGGAGCAGGACCACCUGUUCGAGACGAUGGUUGUGAGCGGUCAGAUUCGGGAGCUGCGCUGCUUUUACGACACGCGCAAACAGAUGUUCUACAGUGUGGUGGAGCUGGGCAAGGAGGUGUGCGGCUUCCCGCAGACCGUGCACGGCGGCCUCACGGCGGCCCUGGUGGACGAGACGCUAGGCGGGCUGGCGGUUGCGCUGUGGCGGAGCGGGCAGCUGGGCUUCCGGCCGCCCGCCUACACGGCCCGGCUGGAGGUCGACUACAAGCGGAAAAUCCCGUGCGGCUCUGUCAUUCUGGUGUCUACGGAGGUGGAGAAGGUGGCAGACCGCAAGGUGUGGAUGCGAGCCACGGUCACCAACGGCAAAGGCACGGUGUACGCCACGGGUCGCUCGCUGUUCGUGGCGCCACGCUGGAUCCCGGAUUGGAUCAAGUCACUCACGGGGCGAGGCGGCGGCAAGGGGGAAAAGCAGGACAAGUAGAAGUGCGGACUGCGGUGACGUGUGUUAGAAAGCACGUGUAAGAGACCACGUGCGUGUUGAUGAGGCAAGAGGUAGCUUAAUGCCAUAUUGCUAAAGAAGAAUGGGUUCCCUGUUUUUGGAGGUGACCGUGUCUGCGGCCUUGUGGCCUGCUGUGUGGCCGCUUAAGAAGAAUGAAACAGCACGCACGGUCGCGUAUGGCUGCUGGUUUACUGAAGGGGGCCGCCUCGUAAUGUGUGAGCAGACAUGUUGAGAGGAGUGCGAGUGCGAGAGCAGCAAAUGAGGGAUUAGUUGUGGGCAUGAUAUGGCCGAGCGCAAUCUUGCGAGCGAUGAGUUGGCGCUCUCAGAGGAGCCCGGGUCUCUUCACCUAGGCGCUUCAUUGCGCUAAGCCAAUCGCGUCGUCAAGCAGGUUCGAUCUUGUGGGUUGAAAGCCGCCUCAUCCCGAUUAGAGCACGUGCUUGAGUGCUGUGCCGCAGUAGGGUGGGCAUGAUAUCUUCACGCGUGUUGAGUGUUCGGGAACUGUGACUGACUGACAUACAUCCAAGACUCAAAGCGUUAGCCAGCAAGUGAGCAUGGUUUGGGGACGGAAUUGCUGAUAUACAAGAAUCGAGGCCAUGGGCUUGGCCGUGGGUCGUGCCGUGGUGGUGACAGCCGUUCAGUGGUCACGCACUGGACCGGUGAACCGAUCUUGAGAGUUGAGACAGCCUUUGACUUUGAGUCUGCAGGUGGCGAAGGACGUGCGCUAAGCAGGAGGUGGAAGUGUGGAACUGCGGUGGGGCUGCAUGCUCUGCAUCAGGGGCGUCGCACAUUCGGGCGCGCGCUGCACGUAGGUCGAGGCAUCGAGCACGGCACGGAAGGAAAAGGAAAGCAGUGGUGGCUCUGAACGGUCACCGCGUUCAUACUUGCCUCGGGGUGCGUGGUCUCGGGACACACGCCCUAGUGUGCCAGUCUGUGCCUCGCCCCGAAGCAGGAGUAAAUCCUAUUUCCCAGGCCCCAGGCCCUCUUCUCCAGGCCUCUGCACGCGCAUAUUGCACCAAUUGCAGAGGCCCAUGAACAAUGAACGAUCCCCGAACUGAAUGAUC